Messenger RNA from Cercopithifilaria johnstoni, 4353 nucleotides. Lineage: Eukaryota; Metazoa; Nematoda; Chromadorea; Rhabditida; Onchocercidae. The record is from the annotation of a GenBank genome assembly.
AUGGAAAACGUCGAAGAGAGUUCACGUGACGAUGAAUUACAUGCUACUAAUGUUAAACUAUACGUGAAACCAACAACAUGUAAUGACAGUCGAAAUUUGACAGAGCAAAUUUGUCCGGCAUUACUAAUUCGAUCACCGAAAGCAAUUCCAAAAGUGGUAAAGCAUAUUUACAAUCAUUUAGCUGCAUAUUCAUCUCAUAUUGAUGAAAGUAUUCCGGAUGUUAUCAUUUCGUUAAUUGCCGGUGAAAAUAUUAUCGAUUUACAGAAGCAAAAACAAAUCGAGAAAGCUCUACUACAAAUUAUUCUAAAUUGUAAUUCAUGGAUUGUAAUAUCGGGUGAAGCGCGUGAUCCGUUAUCUUCUGCUGCUGCUAAAAUUAUACAUGCUAAAGAAUCUUUGAAUUUAACAAAUGUGGAAACAUUAUUGCUAGUUGUGAAUGAUAUUAGUUGUACGGCAAAUGAACAACAAUCUUGUCAUAUACCAAUGAUUGAUACUCAAUGCAAAACAAUCAUGAUACUAUGGAUGGAACAAUUAAUUUCAGCUGAGAAAUUUGCAUUAUUCAGAAGUCUUAUCACCGCAAAACUCUCAACACCACCAUCUGCAUCACUAAUCGAAGUACCACAAAGUGGUACUACUACUUAUCAAUCAUCAUUGCCAACUGCAAGCUUAUUAUCGCUUAAUGAACAUGAGAAUUUACCAGUACCGAUAGCAUUAUUCUGUGGAAGUGAACUAUCAUCACUUGCUGAACUUCGAGCGCAUUUGCAAUGUGGCAUACCAGUAAUCGUUUUGCAGGAUGGUAGUGAAUUAUGUGCAAUAUUGAAUAAUUCCUGGUUACUGUAUCGCAGUUCAGUAUUUCAUUUCGAAAAUUGGUUGGAAUGGUUAGAUUUGGAAUUGCAUAGUUUAGCACCAAAUAGUCUUCCGCAUGAUAGUAAAUUAAUUGAAGAAGCUAAGGAAAAUAUUAUUACUUCACUGGCUAUUGGUUGCGGUGAAUUACCAUUACUAGAUUUUAUCCUCAUUAAACAGAUUGGUAAUUUACGUGACCAUUUUCUAAAGUUAUAUAUGCAAAGUAUUAUUGAAACGAAUGAUAUCCAUCGUUUACUACGACUUGCAGUAAAACUCAAUGUUCCAUCGAUCAUUUUAUCCACCGAUCUAUCAACACAUUAUGCUACUAACACGGCCAUUAAUGAUCUUUUCGAAGAAGCCUUACUAUUAGAUAAUCGAUUGGUCAUUCUGGCAGCUAUAUUGGAGCAAAAUAUUUCAUUAAAAGUUACACUAAAUUUGUUGACAAAAAUGAUGCGGCAUGCUUCAGAUCAAGCAUUUUUUAAUAAUAUCAUUGUGUCGCAUUAUAUUGGACGAAAUGCGCCAAUUGAUAAAAUUGAUAUUGCUUUCAUUGAACAAUUGGAACAACUUCUGGUUUAUUUAUCUGGUGGUAUUAAGAAUUUACUGCCAUCAUCAUAUUUUCAUCAAUCUAAUUUAAGCAAUGAAAAUCAAUGGCUUCAAAUAUUAGCAAUAUGGUCGGUGCUGCUGAAUCGUCUUGAAUUAGCAAAAUGUUUAUGUGCAUAUUCAUUUGAACCGAUAUCAUUAGCUAUAAUUCUUGCACGAAUUUGUAAUUCGCUUGCUUUUCAGGUACAUGAUUAUCUUCUGUAUGAAAAUGAUUUGAGAAGAGCAGCAAGAUGGUUUAGUACUCAUGCAAAUGCAGUAUUAGAUAUUACAAAUACUGAAUCACCGGGAGAAACUUAUCGCUUAUUAUGUUUGCCAUUAGAAUUAUUUGGUGGACUAACAUUAACAGAACUUGCACUUCAGACAAACAAUAAACAAUUCGUCACUCAUCGAUGUUGUCAAAAAUGGAUUUAUCGACUUUUGUAUGGAAAAUUACAGGUUGUUUGUUCGAAUGGUUCCAUAUUUUUACCAGAUUGGUUAAAAAUUUUGCUUUCAUCAAUACUGAUAAUUCCAAUUCAAUGGUGGAUACGAUAUCGUAUACCAGAAAAUCAUUUUUCUAAUCAAAUCACAACUAUCAAUCCCACAAUGGCACUUCUGCAAUUUCAUAGACAACAAAAUACUUCCAUUUAUAGCUCCAAUAAAUGUAUGCAACAUGAUGAAGUUAUUGCGCCAGCUAUGCAUAAUAAACGAUCAACAGAUGAAACAUCAGCAAAUUCUUGUUUUCUAAUAGACGGUUCUCAAUCAGCGAAAGAUUUGAUGCUAAGAGCAUUUGAUCCGGUUGCUCCGAUACCAAAGAUGAAAUCGGAUCAAAAAGAAAUUCAACGGCAAUUUUCCACUUUAUCUCUCAGAACAUUCUAUUCUACACCCAUCGUUAAAUAUUGGCUUUCUCUUGUUUUUCGACUAAUUCAUAUAGUUUUAUUCGCAUAUACUAUAUCAUUACCUGGUUGUGGAUCACUUAUUUUGGAUACUUUAAUAUGGCUUUGGACAUUUUUAUCGCUCAUCGAAUCGAUUUGGGUAUUUUCAAAUCGUAUUCAGCGAGCUCCUUUACGUCAGCUUCGUUGGCGUUUCUUUGAUAUUAUUGUGAUAGCUUUGAAUCUUCUAAUUAUACUCACCCUGAAAGUGCUUUCUUUAAUGAUCCCAAUCAGUUCUAUGCCAUUUCAUACACCGUAUGCUACUCGAAUUUCGUCGGCAUUUCUAUUACUUUAUUUGUGUUAUUCAACAUUAUUCUACUUUGUUCCGUUAUCGCAAACAUUUGGCGCUUUUGUCGUACGGGUUAAACUUAUGAUUAUCAGGGAUUUUUUCAAUUUUUUGAUACUCAUCGGUUUAGUUGUUGGAAGCAGUGCAAUAGCAGUUCGUUCAUUACUGUACCCGGAUCAACCUUUAACAUUCUUAUUAAUUUCAAAAGCAUUUUCUUGGGCUUGGAUUUCAUUAUUUCAAAUUCAAUAUGAUGGACUUCAAGAAUCAGAAUAUUGUAAGAAGGCAUAUCUUGGCGAUUAUCAUAAUCGUGACCGUUGUAUGGCAAUUAGCGGUUUUAACGAUUAUAAUUGUCCAACUCAAAAUUGGUUUGGGCAUUUAGCGGUAUUGGAGUAUUUCAUUAUUGUCAAACUAAUUUGCUGGCCAAUACUUUUUGCUUUUUUUUCCAAAACAGCCAAAGAAGUAGAUGAUAAAGCAGAGAAAAUUUGGAAAUAUCAACUUUAUUCAUUGGUUGAAGAUUUAAGAUUUCGUCCAUCACUACCACCACCAUUUACACCAAUUUUCUUCCUCGGUGCUUCAUGUUGUCGAGCAUGUGAUUGUUUUCGUAAUUCAUGUCAUAGUUCAAAUAUGAUCAAUUUGGAUCAUCCGGAUAUUGUUCACAAUCAACAAACUGCAAAAUUAUUCAAUAUUAAAAAUCGAUUUGCAAAUAAUACAAAUCAAAAUAUCUUUUCGGUUGAAUGUAUAUUUUUGAACUCACAAUUUAGGACAAAAUCUAUAAAUCUAUGGAAUGAAAGUAUGAUCACAUCAGCAAAUUCAGAUGGUAUUUUUAAAUGUGACAGUGAAAAUUGUCAAUUGGAAGAACAAAUUCGAUUACUUACCGUAUCACAAUAUUUUUCGACAACUUCUAAAGGCGCAAAUGAUACCUGGAAUAAUUCAUCCGAAAGUGUACUAUACGAUGAGAUAGCAAAUAUUCGGAAAUUAAUGAUUGCGGAAAAAUAUCGACCUCAUAAUAUUUUGAUAUCAAAUUACUAUCCACCAUUUUAUUGCAAACCUAUUGAUGAUUUCCCAAGUGAUGUACAAAAAUAUGUUGAUAUUUCAACACUUGAGAAUUUAAUCUUAAUAAGAAAAUAUUGGAAACGAUGGCAACAAAAUAAAAUGGUAGAAUUAUUCGUACUUUCACUACCAUUUACGAUUAAUGCAUCCGGUUUACCUAUGAAUCCAAACGGUCGACAAGGUAUUGCCGGACGUGGAAAUCAUCUAAAAUUUGGCGUUAACUUACUAAGCGUUUACGUUUUAAUACGAAGAACCAGUAAUAAUCAUUUAAUGAUUUUACUGGAAGGAAAUACAUUUCCAACUCGUUGGCGAUUAAAUAGCGGGUAUUAUGACGAAGAACUUCAAUUAAUUUUACGAAAUUAUUUAUUCAAUGAAUUGGAUAUUCAGGCUUUCUGCAGUCAGAAUUUGUUAAAUAUUGGUGAAAUAAAUAAUGAUGUAGCACAUGUGAAACGUGUAUCAAUAGUUGACGUACGUGAUACGGAUAAUGCAUGGAUUGAGCAUGAUAUAUGGGCAAUUUUUCUUCGAUCGCAAGUGUCUGAUACAUUACCAACAUCUGGGACAUUAAAUUGGCGAAGUUAUAAUGAAGAUGUUUUAUCGAUCCGUGAUCGAGAAUAUCUCAAUGCUUCCCUACCAUUCUUCAUUGAUAUUCAGCAAUGUAAAACCAUAUGA